Molecule: messenger RNA, 1467 nt
Organism: Fusarium falciforme
Lineage: Eukaryota; Fungi; Ascomycota; Sordariomycetes; Hypocreales; Nectriaceae
Exons: 1
Coding region: 298-1467 (389 amino acids)
Source: RefSeq, a predicted model, not a curated record
CUUCAACACAUCCGCUCCAUUGAUACCUACCGCUGCCAUACACGGACCUCAGCAGCACCGCACCGCCGCACCACGCGAUACGACGCCAUCUCCAGACAAGUAUUCGCCACUCACCACGCCAAUCGCUCAUCGCUCGUCCGACUGCUUCCGACGCGAUACUGCAUCAACGCAGUUUCCCGCAUCAACUCUAUCCGUCCCGUCGGUCCUUGUGCGACAUUUGGGGCGUUGGGUGAUAACCACCUAGCCCCCUUUCACUCAGCCAACACGGCUCCUCCGCGAGAAGCAGACUUCCGCGACAUGGCCAUGGAUGCGUUGAAAAAUCUCUCGACAAACGUGCCUGACUGGCUCAAGCGCCUCGACAACCUCAGCGGCCAGAUCGACCGUCGUCAAGCCGAGCUGGCCGCUGUCGCCGCUGCCGAGGGCAAGAAUGCAGAGACCAAAUCCAUUCGGAACAAGGGAUCGACUGAGUCCCUCAAACCCAAGGAUGACCCUCCUGUAGUUCACGCCGAACCCCCCGCUGGAGAUGCCAUUCUCGAAGACCCUACCACGGAGCAGCCCUCAGAAACUCACGCAGAGCCUCCGAAGCACACACCGAGCCCCGAAUCCAUCCAGCAGCAGCAAGAAGUUAUCAAGGCAGCGCGUGCCCGAGCACGAGCCCAGGUCAAGAAGAAGCCCAAGUCACCAUCCAUGAUGUCGAACGAGGAUGCCCCCCAAGCAUAUAGAACACGCAGCUUGAUCAUUGUCUUUUAUGAUAGCUAUGUACAAGGAUUCUUUGACGAGCUUGUGAGGUUUGUCUCGUCAAGCCGCAACCUGAUGCGCAAGGCUAAGAUGGCCGCCCGAGUUGCCCAGAUCAAGAAGCUCGCCGAGCAGGAUGUGUCAGAGGAUGGAAGCAAUGGCGAGGACGAGCUCCCCUCAUUGCGAUAUAUGAGCAGCAGACGAUUCGGUCCCAUGUCAAUAUCCCGAAACGGUCCCAACAAUGGACCACCCGAUGUAUACGACAACCUGGAUAAGGGCCUCGAAUUUGUGCAAAGCAUGUGCGAGCAUGGUGCCCACCAAUUCCUCCGCGACGGAGACUGCAAUGACGAGAUCUCUAAGGUCCAGAAGCGACUCACCGAGGUUCUAGAGAUGGCCAAUAAGGAGAUGGAGCGUGUGCAACGUGAGGAGCCUGAGCUAGCAAAGGAGACGGGUGAGAUGGGCAAGGUUCGCACGAGAAGGCCCAUCAGUAUGCGCCGGGAUAUGAGCGUUGGCCUCAAGGAAGGCAGCCCGACACCUACCAAGGAGGAGAACAAGCUGGAGCCCGCCAAGGAGGAGCCAUGCAAGAUAGAAGCUGCCGAGCCAGCCCAAAUGGAUCUUUCAGCGCCGCUAGCAGUGGAUCCAGAUAUCAUGGAGGCCGACGAGGGUAUCGACAUGGAGAUCCCCAAGCUACAAUAUCGAUCAACCCGGGCGAUGCGGAACCGUGGACCAUAG